AUGCUAGACUUCCAGAACGGGGGAAAGAUUAAGAACAUCCGGGCUGAGACCAACACGUACAUCAAGACGCCGAAGCGGGACGAAGAGCCGGUGUUUGUCAUCACAGGUCGCAAGGAGGACGUGGGCUUCGCCAAGAAGAAGAUCCUGGCGGCGGCGGAGCACUUCAGCCAGCUGCGCGAGGCGCGCCGCCAGAACCCGGGCGGCCCGGCGCCGGCGCUGGGCCCGCCCAAGCGCGAGGGUGACGUCACCGUGUCGGUGGAGGUGCCGUACGAGUUCGUGGGCCUGGUGGUGGGCCAGAAGGGCGCCACCAUCAAGCGCAUCCAGCAGGACACAAGCACGUACAUCACGACGCCUUCGCGCCGUCACCGGCCCAUCUUCGAGGUGGUGGGUCAGCCGGCCGACGUGGAGCAGGCGCGCCAGGCCAUCCAGAUGCACAUCAGCAGCCGGGUGGAGAAGUUUCGCUGCGAGGAGCUGGCUGCGGCCGGCGGCGACGCCGCGCCCUUCGGCACCGCCGCCGCCGCCGCCGUUGGUCUGCCCUACCUGGGCCUAGACGACGGUGACACUGGGCUGUUGGGACCCGAGACGCUCAACUCGGACUCGGGCGUUGAGACGGCCACGCCGCCGCCGCUCGACGGCACCGCCUUCGGUCCCAUCGGUUCCAAGCGCACCAGCCCCGCCAGCCUCACCGGCUCCGAGUGA
Molecule: messenger RNA, 699 nt
Organism: Pollicipes pollicipes
Lineage: Eukaryota; Metazoa; Arthropoda; Thecostraca; Pollicipedomorpha; Pollicipedidae
Product: RNA-binding protein MEX3A
Exons: 4
Coding region: 1-699 (232 amino acids)
Molecular function (GO): RNA binding
Source: RefSeq, a predicted model, not a curated record